AGAAGGAACAAUGAACAUGAUUCGCUUGCCAGUGCGAGGGUGAUCGUCAGCAAGGCCAUCGGUGAUGGUUUUGAUUCGAAAGCCAAGGUAACGGGCGAAUCGGGACUCAACAUUGCCGUGCUUGAUGAUGUGAUUGUAGCUAAAAUCGAGGGUGAGAGAGGAGAGAAAGACAAAGAGAAAAAUGAUGGAAACAUUCUUCUUUGCGGUUAUUCUUUCAAUUUUACUGUUGGUACUGCCUCAAUCAAACAAAUCUCAGAAAAAACCAAGAGUUUUUUCAUUUUUAAUUUUUAA
Molecule: messenger RNA, 291 nt
Organism: Ilex paraguariensis (yerba mate)
Lineage: Eukaryota; Viridiplantae; Streptophyta; Magnoliopsida; Aquifoliales; Aquifoliaceae
Source: the annotation of a GenBank genome assembly